This is a messenger RNA of Osmia bicornis bicornis, 1227 nucleotides long. Its product is annotated as odorant receptor Or2-like. The transcript has 6 exons. Gene Ontology annotation, biological process: sensory perception of smell; detection of chemical stimulus involved in sensory perception of smell. Lineage: Eukaryota; Metazoa; Arthropoda; Insecta; Hymenoptera; Megachilidae. Bases 1 to 1227 code for a protein of 408 amino acids. Gene Ontology annotation, molecular function: odorant binding; olfactory receptor activity. Gene Ontology annotation, cellular component: plasma membrane. The record is from RefSeq and is a predicted model, not a curated record.
AUGAGAUUGAAAUACACCAAAGACGUUGCCGUUAGCUUGGCAAUCUUCUAUCUGAAGGUGAUCGGCUUCUGGUUUGCUUUUAAUCGCGUAGAAGAAUGUAUCAGAAGCUUCAUGAUGAUUUAUACCAUCUUGAUGGUACUUUUUUGUCUGUGGAUCCAGAUGAGGGGUCUUUACUUCUGCUGGGGUGAUUUUACCAUAUGCACUUACAUUGGAUGCAAUUCCUUGGGUUUAGCCAUAAAUAUGGUCAAGUUCGGUUUACUGUUCGUUCAGAAGGAAAAGUUUUUUCAAUUGAUCGAGCUUAUGCAGAAGAAUUUCUGGCAUUCGAACUAUGAUCCCCAGGAGAAGCAGAUCUUCGACAGUGCAAAGCGAACGUGCAUAUAUUUCGUCUGCGUGUUUUCAUUUUUCUCUCAGUUUACAUUGUUUUGUUAUACUAUAAGACCUGCUGUAGUAAAUAUUGGAAGAAAUGCAUCAGACAGGGUGCUUAUAUUUCAAAUGUGGCUCGAUCUGCCAUUAUCGACGACUCCAUACUUUGAAAUAACAUACUUGCUGCAGGCCUUGAGCUUGUACCAAUCUGACGUGGCAUACCUUUGUUUCGACAAUAUAUUUUGCAUUAUGUGUCUGCAUGCAGCUGGCCAGUUUCGUGUAUUACAAUAUAAAAUGACAAAUAUCCACAUAGUAAGAAAUAAUAAUCAAAAUAAUUUUAGCAAGGAUGUAUCAUAUUUCUCGGACGAAUGUUUUAUAGCAUUUAGGAAUUGCAUUCGACAACAUCAAGCUCUCAUUGAAUUCUGCGCGUUACUUGAAGAAGUGUUUAGUGUUAUUGUACUCGGACAAGUGAUAAUGUUUAGCAUGUUAGUGUGCUUGGUUGGAUACCAAAUAUUUUUGGUGGAUUUGAAUCCUUCCAUGCGUGUUACUUUAACUUCUUUCUUAUCAGCGAACAUGUGUCAAUUGUGGAUGUUCACAUACAGCUGCGAUACUAUGACCCGUGAAAGUUUAAAUGUUGCUGUAGCGGUGUAUGGUGCACCAUGGACGCACCUGCCAACAGACAAAUAUGGAAAAAUGAUUAGAAAAGAUUUGCAACUCGUCAUCAUGAGAUCGAGACGAGGCUGUCAUAUGACUGCAUGUCGAUUCUUUCCCAUUUCCAUUGAAACAUAUACUAGUAUAAUGAGCACCUCAAUGUCGUAUUUCACGUUAUUGAAACAAAGGACAAUCGAUGCAGCAGAUACAUAA